CUAACACUGCGACGCACUUCCGCCACGGAACGACGACGCUGGCAUGGGCGCCAAAAACGCUUAUUCUUUAAAAAAAAAAAAAAAAAAUGUUUUCUUUCCAAUCGUUUUAGGUCGCGUACAUUUUUGACCCGUGUAACAAUCCCCCACUGCCACCUCCUACCGUGGCUCUUUUUAAUUCGUCAAUUCCGCGUGUAAGUGACUGUAAAAUGUGUCGAGUUUGGCUUGAGGCCUACAUUUUUUUGUCCGCGUUAAGAAGCCGUAAAUUGCGCCUAUUUAAACACUAAUUGCCGAGAACAUGGCAAGAUACAUUUGUUUUACCAGCCAGUUUUUACAUAUAAGUCGCUAGCAGUCAUUAUAUGACCAAAUAUGUAUCGUUUUAAUUGAGAACCGACCAGAGCGUCGGAGCCGGGUCGUCCUCUUGACGCGUUUGUAGUCUUCGGCGCCGUCAGCUGCUCUACGAGGACAGGAGUCAUGUUUACAUUUCUUCUCCGGACCUCGCUGCUCUCUCCUCCGAGUCACCUGCUCAGUGGAGGCAGUCGCCGCCGGCCAGCAUCGCAGGGGCGGGAGUCCGCCUGACGCGAUAAGCAGGGCUGGCCUGUGUCAGCACGGCGCGCACUUAUUAGUCGCAGCUUAUCGAGCAUCCUCAGGCGGGCAGACAUGAGCGGGAGGCUGGGAGACCUCAGCCCCAAACAGGCGGAAGCUCUGCACCAGUUCCGGGAGAGGAUUCAGGACGUUCUUUGUCAACUUCCUGCCCAGCACGACCACUUCCUGCUGCGAUGGCUGCGAGCCAGAAACUUCAACGUGCAGAAGUCCGAGGCCAUGCUGCGAAAGCACGUGGAGUUCAGGAAACAAAUGAAAGUGGACACCAUCAUCAGCGACUGGCGCCCCCCUGAGGUGAUCGAGAAGUAUCUCUCCGGAGGAAUGUGCGGCUACGACCGCGAGGGCAGUCCCAUCUGGUACGACGUCAUCGGGCCCGUGGACCCCAAAGGCCUCUUCCUGUCCGCCUCCAAGCAGGACUUCAUCAGGUCCAAGAUCCGAGACUGCGAGAUGCUGCGCGGGGAGUGCACUGUCCAGUCGGAGAAGCUGGGGAAGAACGUGGAGUCCAUCACCAUGAUCUACGACGUGGAGGGCCUGGGCUUGAAGCACUUGUGGAAGCCUGCUAUUGAAACAUAUGGAGAGAUCCUGCAGAUGUUUGAGGACAACUACCCAGAAGGCCUCAAGAGGUUGUUUGUCAUCAAAGCUCCCAAACUCUUCCCAGUUGCCUUCAACCUGGUCAAACACUUCCUGAGUGAGAACACGCGACACAAGAUCUGCAUCCUGGGUGGUGACUGGCAGGAGGUGCUGCUGAGGCACAUCCACGCCGACCAGCUGCCCGCCAUUUACGGCGGCAAAAUGACGGAUCCCGACGGAGACCCGCGCUGUCGGACCAGGAUAAACCACGUGGGCCCAGUGCCCCCCUCCUACUACGUCCGUGAUCACGUCUCCGUGGACUACGAUCGCUGUUUGACUGUCAGCCGAGGGUCCACACAACAGCUGGACUACGAGAUCCUCUUCCCAGGAUGUGUCCUCAGGUGGCAGUUCUCCAGCGAGGGAGCAGACAUUGGUUUCGGGGUGUUCAUGAAGGGGAAGAAGGGCGAGUGGAAGAAGGCGGCCCAGAUGGACGAGGUGUUGCCCAGCCAGCGCUACAACGCCCACCUGGUGCCUGAAGACGGCUCGCUGACCUGCGAGCGACCCGGCGUGUACGUGCUGCGCUUCGACAACACCUACAGCAUCUUCCAGGCCAAGAGGAUCAGUUUCAGCGUGGAGGUCCUGCUGCCGGACCGCCUGAAGGCCCAACGGGACCACGGGGGGGCCCAGAGUCCGAAGGACGGCCAGGGAGACCACGGAUCGUAGCGGGAGGAGGAGGAAGUGCAGCGCGGAGUGAACUGGCAGCAUUAAAAGUGCAAACAUCUCAAUGUGUUCUUGACAGGAGGAGAAGCUCGCACAGGUGAAGAAGUGCAGGUAAUUAUUGUUAUGAGUGUCAUGUCACACCUAGCCAAGUGUGAAUCAAGAAGGAACCAAUUAAAAUGUCAUGUCAAACCAUUGCUUUUUAAACACUUUUACACCAUUUACAUCAUUCUGUCCCGAUACAACUGUUUCACUUACCGAUACCGAUAUCGAGCCCACUCAACAUCAUCAUCAAGAAAAAGGUUUUAUCAAGUGAAACGAGUCAAACAGUCGGACAAACCAACCUAUUUAUUAUUCACCGUCUGGCAUGGACUUAUGCAGUCUUUAAGUCUAAGUGGGGCGGUAAUUGUUUUUUUCCCCAUGAAGUCAAGUCGCAUUGAGUUGAAUGACGCAGACACGUUUGUUACCGGAUACUUUCUGAUAUGCCUUGGAGACUUUGUAUGUGUAAGUAAUAUUGUUUGAUAUUCGUUUGUAUUGACAAAUUGUUGAUUUCUGUUAGCAUGCUGACGUUAGCGUGCUAGCUUAUUUUUAGCUAGAUUUGUAGUUUUGCACCAAGUCAUGUUUUGGUACUUGAUGCAGGCUAGCAUUUUGAACAUUUUUCAGGGACACACCUCAGAGUAAUAUAUUUUGGUACAUGAUGCAUGUUACAGUUAGCAUUUGUGCAUGCUGACAUUAGCAUGCUAGCUUUUUUAAAUAAAUUUUGCAGCGUCACAUAUGUUGUUUCUUUACAAAUGAUACCUGCUAGUCUGCUAACUUUGUUUUUAGCUAUUUUUGUAGGUAUACACCUGAGUCAUACUUUGGUACUUGAUGCAUGCUAAUGUUAGCAUCCGAGCAUUUUAAACACAUUUCUCAGUGUCACAUAUUGCUUCUUUACGAAUGAUACCUGUUAGCAUGCUCACGUCAGUAUGCUAACUUGGUUUUUAGCUAUUUUUGUAAGUAUGCACCUCAAUCAUAUUUUGGUACUUGAUGCAUACUAUUGUUAGCAGGCUAGCGUUUUAAACACAUUUUUCCGGUACACACCUCAGAGUAAUAUAUUUUUGGUACUUGACACAUGUUACGGUUAGCAUUUUAGCAUGCUAGAUUUUUUUUUAGGAAAUUUAGCAGUUGUCAUAUAUUUUGACUGUAAGCAU
Molecule: messenger RNA, 3077 nt
Organism: Entelurus aequoreus (snake pipefish)
Lineage: Eukaryota; Metazoa; Chordata; Actinopteri; Syngnathiformes; Syngnathidae
Product: SEC14-like protein 2
Exons: 12
Coding region: 658-1893 (411 amino acids)
Cellular component (GO): cytoplasm
Source: RefSeq, a predicted model, not a curated record